Phalacrocorax carbo (great cormorant) is the source of this 1461-nucleotide messenger RNA. The record is from RefSeq and is a predicted model, not a curated record. NCBI's taxonomy places the organism in Eukaryota, Metazoa, Chordata, Aves, Suliformes, Phalacrocoracidae.
GCAGGGCGAGGGGCCGGGGGCGGGGCGAUGGGCCGGGGCGGGGCGGGGGGCGGGGCCGGGAAGCGAAAGCGAAAGCGUUGGGGGCCGAUGGCAGCGCUGGGGCUGGUGCUGGCGGGGCUCUGCCUGGCGGUGGGGGGAGGGGCGGACGUGGGGCGCCCCCCGCGGCCCCUCCCCCCCCUGCGCUGCACCCUGCUGGGGGCCGAGGGGGGAGGGGUGCUGCCGGGGGCCCUGAGCGCGCGCCCCGCCCUGCUGCGCCUGCGGGGGGGCGCCGACCCCCCCCCGGACCCCGACCCCCACCCUGAUGACGUCAUCUUCGAUGUCACCGACCCCUGGGACACCCUGGCCGAGGCUUGGGGCACCCCCGAGUCGCCCCCCAAGUGCGAGCUGAGCCCCACGGUGCCGGCGUCCACCCCCCCCCGCUGGGCCCCCGCCCUCGUGCCCGACGCCCGCAGCCCCCCCACCCUGGGGGGCGCCUGGUGGGUGGUGACGCUGGGGACCCCCAGCUACGGCGUCACCGCCCUGCUGCAGGGCCGGCCACGCCCCGGCCACGCCCCGGCCACGCCCGUCACGCCUGUCAACGUGACCCUGGCCGUGUUCUCCCCCGCCCCGGCGCUGGGGGCCCCCCCGGGGGCGCCCCUGGAGCUGCCCUGCGCCUUCGCGGCCCCGCCCGGCCCCUUCGCCCUCGAGUGGCGCCACCAGCACCGCGGGCGCGGCCGCCGCCUCCUGGCCUACGACGCCGCCGCCGGCCGCGCCCCGCUGGCCACGCCCGGGGCGGAGCUGCUGCUGGGCGGGGCGCCGGGCGGGGCCGUCCGCGCCGUCACGCUGCGCCUCGCCCCCCUGGCCGUCGCCCACCGCGGCACCUUCGUCUGCUCCGUCUUCCUCCCCCACGGCCACGCCCAGCAGCUCCUGCACGUCAGCGUCCUGGCGCCCCCCACGGUGACGCUGAGCCCCAGCCCGCUGGUGGUGGCGCCGGGGGCGGCGGCCGAGGUGCGCUGCGACGCCGCCGCCUUCUUCCCGCUGGACGUGACGGUGCGGUGGUGGCGCCGGGCGGCCUCGUCACCGCCGGCCUCGUCACCGCGGGACGCCCUGGCGGGGACGUGGAGCUCGGGCCACCGGCGCCGCCCCGACGGCACCUACAGCCGCAGCACCGGCGCCCGCCUGGGCCCCGCCCGCCUCCGGCACCACGGCGACGUCGUCACCUGCGAGGUCACCCACCGCGCCCUGGCGGCCCCCCGGCGCCUGGCGCUGCGGCUGCGCGUGGCCGGCGCGGAGGGGCCGGGGACGGAGGACGCGGUGGCGCUUUUCCUGGUGGCCUUUGUGCUGGGCGGGCUCUGGCGCGGCCUGCGCCCGGACCAGCAGCACAAGAGCUCGGCCUGACGACGACGUUGGAGCCCCCGGAGCCAAUAAACCAGUGCUUGGCCCAGGCAGUGCUGGUGGUGCUGGUGUGUCCCCAGUGCUCCC